AUGGCACUAAAUCUGCCCUACCAAAGACCAGCUCACAAUCCAGCAAAGCGUAUGCGCCGCAGCGCGACUGCUGUAAUGGCUGGCGCCUUCGAUGUCAAGCCUGCUCGCGAUGUACUGACAUCACUGCUCAACGGCGUACCGCCUUAUUACCCUGUAGAAAAGGAUGAAGAGGCAAGAAGAAUUAGGAAGCAAGAGAAAAGAGAGAAAAGGGAACGCGAAAGGGAACGAAAGAGAUUAAAAGCGAUGGGAAUACCCGCGGACGGCGCCGGAGUUGGCAAUAACGCGACGCCAGGCCCAAGUACAAGUGGAAUGCGUCUCAUUCAAUUACCAAUAUCUGCGCCUACUCAGGCUUGGGCUUCACGACCUACGAUCCAGUUUGCGACGUGUUCCCGGAAACCAUCAGAGUCGGUGGCACCGCCAUCUCCGCCCCCGCUCCCUUCGUCGCCAUAUUCUACACCUGGACCUUCGAAUUCUUCCAGCACCUCGAGGACAUCAUCCAAGAGGCCUCGGACACCAGAUGAUGACGAGGAAAUUCUUCAUAUGCCUCUGUCAGAACCUCGUGUUAGGAAAAAGCGCCCAGCGGCUAGGAAGGGAUGGAAAGGAUGGGUUGAAGGCUCUCCCCCGCCAUCAGAAAAGUUGAUCAACCUAGACGCAGUCCCUGUCCUUCAGGAGCGGCGUACUCGGAGUGGGAAGAACUUCGAUGCUAUUGGAGUCGGCAAGGAUGGUUGGGUCUAA
This is a messenger RNA of Lentinula edodes (shiitake mushroom), 735 nucleotides long. RefSeq lists its product as uncharacterized. The record is from RefSeq and is a predicted model, not a curated record. The transcript has a single exon. Bases 1 to 735 code for a protein of 244 amino acids. Lineage: Eukaryota; Fungi; Basidiomycota; Agaricomycetes; Agaricales; Omphalotaceae.